Lycium ferocissimum is the source of this 700-nucleotide messenger RNA. Its product is annotated as protein CYSTEINE-RICH TRANSMEMBRANE MODULE 11-like. The transcript is spliced from 3 exons. Bases 379 to 606 code for a protein of 75 amino acids. The record is from RefSeq and is a predicted model, not a curated record. NCBI's taxonomy places the organism in Eukaryota, Viridiplantae, Streptophyta, Magnoliopsida, Solanales, Solanaceae.
UACUCGUACUAAGUGUUCAAACCAAAUAAAUAGAUACAUGACAUUUAUAUCACUUAACCAUAGUUAAUUAUAUUUUAUUAUUUAACUAAAUCACUUAAUCAUGAUACAUUAAAUUGAUUUGAUGCAAACACUAGAGAUAAAUAUUGGACCUCAUCAGCUGUGUAGGGAGCGAGAGAAGAAUAAUAAUGCACUUUAUAGUCGAAUAAAUCGCAUGGCAUAUAGCAGCUGCCGCAUAUUACGGUCAAUAAAGUGAGCGUCACUUUAAUGAAAAUAACUUUAUUCUGGAUAUCAUGACUGUAUAAAUACGCUACUUGUAUCCCAUUAGUAAAAUAGAAUCACUCUUCUUCUAUUGGUUUGAAACAUAUCUUUCUCAAUAACAUGAAUGAGCUUCCAAAGUACGCUUAUCCUUACCCUGCUCAAGGAUAUUAUCAAGGUCCACCAGUGAUGCCUCCCCCCCAAUACUACACAGCACCUCCCCCUAGAAGGGACCCUGGCUUUCUUGAGGUCUGGCAGCUCUGUGUUGCUGUUGCCUCAUCGAUGAGUGUUGCUGCGACCCUUCCAUCAUCUUCAUGUGCUGAUCUUCCAUUGCUACUCUGCCUGCAGUAGAGUUCAAAGUGUACAAUUUGUGCACUUUUCUAACAGAUCUAUAUAUAUUUAUGUAGUUAUCUUCAUUUAAUUUGUGAGGCCAUGCAUCAAAUGU